Suillus subalutaceus is the source of this 1299-nucleotide messenger RNA. Its product is annotated as t-SNARE. Gene Ontology annotation, cellular component: SNARE complex; endomembrane system; membrane. Lineage: Eukaryota; Fungi; Basidiomycota; Agaricomycetes; Boletales; Suillaceae. Gene Ontology annotation, biological process: vesicle fusion; intracellular protein transport; Golgi to vacuole transport. The transcript has 8 exons. Gene Ontology annotation, molecular function: SNAP receptor activity; SNARE binding. The record is from RefSeq and is a predicted model, not a curated record. The coding region runs from base 168 to 926 and encodes 252 amino acids.
AGCCCACCUUUUGGGUUCAGGGACUAAAUCGGGCCGGUAGUACAUACUAAUCCGGCGGAUCGGAAUGACGUGUUCAACAUUCUUGGUUCAUCGACUACGGAUUGUAUGUCAAUUUGUAUAUCUCCGAGUGCCAAUCGAAUACCAGAUCUGUUACAUUCAUUCGCACCAUGUCGACCGACCCAUAUCAUGAAGUCCAGCGGGAGAUCCAAUCUUCACUCCAGACAGCGUCGUCAUUACGCUCUUCGUUCCUGCGAAUCCGCAGCCUCGCUUGGGAUGGGAGUGAAGAGCUUAUGUUGGCCCGAAACGAAUUGAAAGUUACGCUUGCUACUCUGUACACAGAUUUGGAGGAUUUAGAAGAGAGCGUCAAGAUGGUGGAGGACACGGGUCCUAGAUAUUUCGGACUGGAUGAUGCAGAGGUCUCUGAACGGCGGAAAUAUGUGAGUCACGUACGUCGUGAAAUCGAGGGUAUGAGGGCGGACGUCGAAGGUCGAAAUUUGCCGUCUGGAGGGAAAUCACCGUCCACUCCCCUUCCUCAGUCGCAAUCAUCGUUACCUAGUGGUUCACGGUCUCCGUUGCAAUCAGUACCUGGCUCGCAGUCAGGAGAGCCCGAUGAUGAGCAGGCAAAAUGGGCUCAUGAAGAACAACAAUUAUUGCUUCAGGAGCAAGAUCGUGCCAUAGAUUCAAUAUCAGGAACUUUAAAUACUCUAGCUCAACAAGCAGGCCUGAUGGGACAUGAGAUUAGCGAGCAUGUUGAAAUGCUUGACGAUCUUGAGGCAAAUGUUGACCGGACAGAUUCCAAGCUAUCAAAUGCGAUGCGAAGAAUGAAGAAAUUUGUACGAGACACAGAAGAAACGAAGUCGGGAUGGUGUAUAACUAUCCUUAUAAUUGUGCUGGUUGCUUUGUUGUUGGCGGUCAUUCUCGUGUAAGAGCUGUGGAAUUUCUCCACGAUACCUUAGCAUUAUACAUCUGAUGCCCGCGACAUCCUUGCCCGUAUUGGUGCGACACGAACGCUUGUGCUUAGUACGAAGCCGGCUAAAGGUCCCACCAGUAAGAAGGUAGAUUUUGUGCGGUUUGAAAAAACGUUUCUAGGUAUGUGAAGCCGCCUUCAAGUUUGAAAUAAUCGAGCUGUAAAUUGCCUUUUACACAACGUCCAAUUGGUCGAUGCGUCCGAGUUUCGCGGGCCUAUGGAGACACCCUUUAUCCGUUGUGACACACGCUGAGCAGUCACCGUCCCGGAUGACGGAGAUUCUAUUCUAUGCACGAGAUCACUGAGUCAGGAGUCGUCGUCGUCGUUCUAGC